AUGGAAAACCAGACUUCAGGUUCUGACAUCCUGCUCCUGGAGGGGUUGAAGGUCACCCCUCAGUCCUCCAUCCCUGCCUUUGUCCUCCUCCUCCUCAUCUACAUCUUCAUCAUGCUGUCCAACAUCAGCCUGGUGGUCCUGAUCACCCUGCAGAGGGGUCUCCAUCAGCCCAUGUUCCUGCUCUUCUGCAACAUGGGGGCCAACGAUGCGUUGGGGGCCACCGCCAUCAUCCCCCGCCUGCUGAGCGACAUCUUCACUCCGAGCUCGCAGAGGUACAUCCAGCACAGCAGCUGUGUCCUUCAGGCGUUCUGUGCUCACGUGCACGCCAGCGCCGCCCACACCGUGCUGAUAAUCAUGGCCUUCGACCGCUACGUGGCCGUCUGCAAUCCGCUGCGGUACCAGACCAUCAUGACCAACAGGAUGGUGGUGGGUCUGUCCGUGUCAGCCUGGGGGGUGGUCCUGCUCAUGGUUCUGCUGCUGCUGGGCCUCAGCGUCCGCCUGUCUCGCUGCAGGGAGUUCGUGUCCAACCCGUUCUGUGACAACGCGUCCCUGUACAAGCUGUCCUGCGAGAACGUCCUGAUCAACAACGUGUACGGCCUCGUGUACACCGUGGUCCUUCUGGGCACCUCUCUGGGCAGCAUCACGGUCACCUACCUGCGGAUCGCCGUGGCCUGCCUCACCAACCAAAGCAGGUCCAAGAACAGCCGGGCCCUGCAGACCUGCGCCACCCACCUGGUCCUGUACGUCAUCAUGUUCGUGUCAGGCAGCAUCAUCAUCUUCCUCCAUCGCUUCCCCGACCUGUCGGACCACAGGAAGUUGGCCUCCAUCCUGUUCCACGUGGUUCCUCCUGCGAUGAACGCCAUCGUCUACGGACUGCAAAUCAAAGCUGUUCGAGAAAAGAUCUCCAUCGUGUUCACCAGGAAGCCUGUGACAGACAGACAGGACUAAAUGAAGUUUCUGUCGUUGAUCAC
Messenger RNA from Nematolebias whitei (Rio pearlfish), 971 nucleotides. Its product is annotated as olfactory receptor 52J3-like. Lineage: Eukaryota; Metazoa; Chordata; Actinopteri; Cyprinodontiformes; Rivulidae. The transcript has a single exon. Gene Ontology annotation, molecular function: olfactory receptor activity. Bases 1 to 948 code for a protein of 315 amino acids. The record is from RefSeq and is a predicted model, not a curated record. Gene Ontology annotation, biological process: G protein-coupled receptor signaling pathway. Gene Ontology annotation, cellular component: membrane.